AUGCCAGAAAACCGACUGGAGCACCCACAAGCUCCUCUGCGCCUCAUUCCCACCUUCACAACUUCCGCCCGCCCAACACCCCAGCACUACCGAGCCGUCCUCUUCGACCCUGACAAGGCCAAACCAGAUCACCAGACCCCCUCCAUCACCACCAUCAUGGGCAAAGCCAACGCCGUAGUACACACCCCAAUGCAGUACAACCUGCGAUCAGAAACCCGCCUCGCAAACACCCUGUUCAUCGCCUACCGCGACACCUUUCUGGACGACGGCUCGCGCCCAAACGAAGCCGUAGCAGCCAUAACACGCACGCAACCAGGCGAGUACCACGAAUGA
Pyrenophora tritici-repentis Pt-1C-BFP is the source of this 333-nucleotide messenger RNA. RefSeq lists its product as uncharacterized. The record is from RefSeq and is a predicted model, not a curated record. NCBI's taxonomy places the organism in Eukaryota, Fungi, Ascomycota, Dothideomycetes, Pleosporales, Pleosporaceae.